AUGCAGUUCCGUGCGCCGUCGUUCCAUGUGACGCAGGACGAUACCCAUGUCACUGUACAUGUUUCAACACAGGACGUACAUGCGAAGGAGGCACGUACUGCGGCUGAGGGCCGCACGUUUGGCUGCUACGUGGAUCCUUUCUACCUUCCAUUGGUCCUCCCUUGCCCCGUGACGACCUUGCAUGAUACCCUCGCCCUGCAACCGAACGUGUCAUCGGAGGCCUGUAUGUAUGAUGAUACCACAAAAACACUGCAUAUCCGCCUUGAAAAGGCCGAAGCUGGCCAAGUGUUUCCCAACUUGGACACACUGCAGCCGCAGUUGUUGUCGGACGAAGAGAUGCAGCAAUGGGAAAAAGAUGCCGCCCAGCAAACGGAGUAUGCGUAUGGCUUAGAGCAGACACGGGCGCCUAUGCCACGAACCUUGCAAGCCAUGGCCGAUGCGGGCCAGUUGCCCUAUCUGGACAUCGUUGAUCCUGGCUCGAUGACCGAUGCACAGCGCCAAGCGGAAGCGGACGCCAAAGAAGUGGCCAAGUGGGACGAAGGCAUGUACUUGGACAGCUACGUGGAUAUGGACGGCGAAGUAGCCGGUGUCCUACGUGUCAUGCCUACCAUACUUACACGGACCGACCUGCCGGCCGUUCCCCCGCGCUCCUCCUCCAGCGCGGCCGAGGUCCUCUCGACGCAGGCGACGGCGCUGCUGGUCCAACUCUUGUUUGCGUACAUGUAUGAAAUGCAUGUCUCCUACAAUGAUCCCUCCACUGAAUCCGCGUGGACCCUCUGCAAACUUUGCCGCUCUUUGUGCUGCAGCAGCGAUCCCCAAGCGGCAGGCACUACGCUUCCGACGGUGGUCCGUGCAUGCUACCGCCGUGCAUUGACGUACCCCUUGUACCGAUCCUGGGCCUUGUGUGAGCGUGUGCGUGCCGACAUGGUGCAGUGCCUACGUUCCGAGAAGGUGAUAGAGCGAUGCCUUGCGAUCCUCCAAGAGGUGGACGGUAUGUUUGCCUUGGCGCCCAGUGGGACAGGCCUCACUGAGCAAACGGAGUUGGUCCUCCAUACUGUGUGGCAGUGGUGGAUAGCGCCCUUGCAAUCCUGGCUGCCUACGACUACCGCUGCCCACUGGGCCGAGGUGGCAUCUCAGCUUUCUGCGCCUACCAAAGCGGAGGUGGGCGAGCCGGGCGGAUGGGAUCUCGAGGCGCUCGAACUCGCUGCCCAAGCCGCGCUGGCCGAAGGGGAAGGCGGCUAUGUAUAG
Messenger RNA from Malassezia pachydermatis, 1248 nucleotides. RefSeq lists its product as hypothetical. Bases 1 to 1248 code for a protein of 415 amino acids. The record is from RefSeq and is a predicted model, not a curated record. Gene Ontology annotation, cellular component: nucleoplasm; cytoplasm. Gene Ontology annotation, biological process: box H/ACA snoRNP assembly. The transcript is spliced from 2 exons. Lineage: Eukaryota; Fungi; Basidiomycota; Malasseziomycetes; Malasseziales; Malasseziaceae.